AUGGAGGAUAAGGCAUCAAGGAGUGCAUCAAGACCCCCCAUAUACCCUAAAUUUAAUUCCUCCACCCCCCUCCCCACCUUUACGAUGAUGUUCCCAUCAACGUUAGCGGAGGCAUUCGAAAACUCUUCUCAUGGAGCUGGGGCUGGGGCUGGCCAAAAUGGCAAAAGUGUUGCUAUUUCUCCUGAACAUAGGGUUGAUCUUAACGCACCGCCUUCCCCUCAUGUCACCCUUGAUGCUGAGGAGGAGGAAACGGACAAAAAUCAGAUAGAGAACACUCCUCCAUCUACCAGUAAAAAAUGUCAAAUCAAUCAGGAUGAAGAAGAAGAAGAAUUUUCCCAUAAGGCUAAGCGUAUAAUGACACUUGAUGAAGCCAUUCAAUUUGAAAAAAAUGAUCGUGACCUGUCCCUCGAAGAUGAAAGGAAGCUCAGAAGGACUGUAUCAAACAGGCUUUCCGCCCAGAGAUCUCGACAGAAGAGGGCUCAGUACAUUGAUGAAUUGCUUAAAAAGAUUAAAGAUUUACAGGUAGCUAACUAG
Messenger RNA from Coffea arabica (coffee), 534 nucleotides. RefSeq lists its product as uncharacterized. Gene Ontology annotation, biological process: positive regulation of DNA-templated transcription. Gene Ontology annotation, cellular component: nucleus. Lineage: Eukaryota; Viridiplantae; Streptophyta; Magnoliopsida; Gentianales; Rubiaceae. Gene Ontology annotation, molecular function: DNA binding; DNA-binding transcription factor activity. The record is from RefSeq and is a predicted model, not a curated record.